AGUGGCUCAAGUUUCAGUCUUCCAUUCACAAAUAGUGAAUAACGACUCUCUUUCUGCAACUCACUCUUCUCCAGAAAACUCAAAAAUGGCGAACUUUCCAAAAGCACUACUCUCUCUCCUAAUUUCUCUCUCUAUACUCUCCUUCUUCCCACUAACACUCUCCUCCCUCGUCCGAUCUCCCAAAUCAGCGUCCCAUUUUCUCGGAAAAUUCUCUCGCCGCCCAAAUCACACGGAUUCUCUCGGAGCUCCGAAUUACAGAUACGAGAUCCGUUACUUCGAACAGAAUCUCGACCACUUCAGCUUCUCGAACCUCCCCAAAUUCCGGCAGCGGUACCUUAUCAAUACCGAAAAUUGGUCGGGCCCCGAUAAGCUCGGCCCCAUCUUCUUCUACUGUGGCAAUGAAGGUGAUAUCGAAUGGUUCGCCGCUAAUUCCGGCUUUGUUUGGGAGAUUGCUCCUCCUUUCGGCGCCAUGGUUGUUUUCCCCGAGCAUAGGUACUAUGGAGAAUCAAUGCCGUACGGCAGUUGGAACGAGGCGUAUAAAAACGCGACAACCUUAGCACAUUUAACAACCGAACAAGCACUUGCUGAUUUUGCUGUAUUGAUCACGGAGCUCAAGCGGAAUUUGUCUGCUCAGGCUUGUCCUGUAGUGCUCUUCGGUGGAUCGUACGGUGGAAUGUUGGCAGCAUGGAUGAGGCUGAAAUAUCCCCAUAUUGCCAUUGGGGCGCUUGCUUCUUCAGCUCCCGUUCUUGAAUUUGAGGAUCUUGUUCCUUCCGAGAAUUUUUACGAUAUUGUUUCCAAUGAUUUUAAGCGCGAGAGUGUUAACUGCUUUAACACGAUAAAAGAUUCUUGGGAUGUGAUAGAAUUGGAGGGAGAAAAAAGUAACGGGCUUUCGUAUCUCAGCGAAACUUUCCGCUUUUGCAGGUAUUGUUUCGAGUGCUUCGAUUUGGAUGAUGACCCUCAGGGGACAAACGGGUGGAAUUGGCAGGCAUGCACUGAGAUGGUGAUGCCGACUUCUAGUAGCAAAAACACGAGUAUGUUUCCCGCGUACGAUUACGAUUACGCCUCCGAUGAAGAGUGGUGUUUGGAGAAUUACGGUGUUAAACCUAGGCCUACUUGGAUCACUACCGAAUUCGGUGGACAUGGAUUUAAGCAUGCAUUGAAAAACUUUGGAAGUAACAUUAUAUUCUCAAACGGGUUAUUGGAUCCAUGGAGCGGCGGCAGUGUUUUGGAGGAUAUAUCGGAAACUAUUGUCGCUCUCGUCACAGAAAAAGGGGCCCACCACUUAGAUCUGCGUGCUGCAACCGCAGAGGAUCCUGAUUGGCUGGUGGAGCAGAGAGCUGCUGAAGUAAAGUUGAUCCAAUCCUGGUUAGAUCAAUACCUCGACAAAAAGAGAAAAGUUUUCGACAUGUGAAAAAAAAAUAAAAAAAAAAUAAUCGACGAGGUAAACUUUUUAGGAAUCUCUACCGUAACAUUUUGCCAUAAAUCUUGUAAAUAACUACUAACUCGACGAGGUUUCAGUUUUUCCUCGAGUUCUGAAAUAUGGAUGUAUGGAAUAAUAUCGUUGUUUUCAUUACACACAACACAUGUUGGUGUGUUUGUGUGUGAGAAUUCAUGGUUUGGCUGUUCAUAUAAGUAACAUUUUCUGGUUAAUGUAUAUAUUUCUUCCUGAU
Molecule: messenger RNA, 1670 nt
Organism: Erythranthe guttata (spotted monkey flower)
Lineage: Eukaryota; Viridiplantae; Streptophyta; Magnoliopsida; Lamiales; Phrymaceae
Source: RefSeq, a predicted model, not a curated record